GAUUUGUUUAUGUUUCUUCGUCUUCUUCUUCUUCUUCUUAGCGGAGAAUUCAAUUUUUUUUUCUGAUCUGCUCCAGACUUCCAGUCAUCCUUUCUCACUCUCACGAAAGAUCUGAUUAUGAUUACGGUCUCUCUGAAGCAUACAAUGUUUCCAUGAAAGGCUGAAACUUUUAUUUUUUUUGGAAUCGUCAUCACUCUGUUUUCGAGAGUUUUCUCGAAUUUCGAUCAUGGCGAGAGGAAGAGCGGGUGAGAAAGAGGAAGGCGAAAAGCACAUAGGGUUACUAAAACUGGCUCAAACGCUGUCGUUUCUGCUCAUAUUCAUGGCCGGGAUCAUCAUCGGCCUCGCCGCUAGCUCCCACAUCGAUCGCUACUUCAACUCCCUGCCCACGACGGCGUUCUCCUCCUCCUCCUCCGCAGCCCUGCAAACGGUUCCCGAUUACUCCAACUGCACGGUCGUCCACCGGGACUGCGCAGGCGGCGACGACGAGAAUCACGACGACGACGCGGCGAAACGGAAGGAUCGGGACUGCUGGAGCGUCGAGGGGUUUGUGCGGCCGGAGAAUCUGAGCCACGGGAUGAGUGACGACGAGCUGUUCUGGAGAGCGUCGAUGGUUCCGGUGAAGGAAGGGUAUCCGUACGAGAGGGCUCCGAAGGUGGCGUUUAUGUUUCUGACGAGAGGGCCUUUGCCUAUGCUUCCGCUCUGGGAGAAGUUUUUUAGAGGGAAUGAGAAGUAUUUGUCGGUUUAUGUUCAUACGCCUCCCGGUUACGACAUGAAUGUCUCGAGUGGUUCGGCGUUUUACGACCGGCAGAUCCCGAGCCAGAAAGUUGAAUGGGGAUCUCCACUACUAACAGAUGCAGAGAAGCGUCUUCUAGCCAACGCAUUGCUCGACUUCUCAAACGAGCGUUUCAUUCUUCUCUCAGAAAGCUGCGUCCCCGUCUACAACUUCUCAACUGUCUACUCUUACCUAAUAAACUCUGCUUACAGCUUUGUGGACUCUUACGACGAGCCCACACGUUACGGCCGUGGGCGUUACAGCCGCAAGAUGCUCCCAGACAUCAAACUACAUCACUGGCGUAAAGGGUCUCAGUGGUUUGAAGUAAACCGCAAAAUCGCCAUAUACAUCAUCUCCGACUCGAAAUACUACUCCUUGUUCAAACAGUUCUGCAGACCGGCUUGUUACCCUGACGAGCAUUACAUCCCAACGUUCUUGAACAUGUUUCACGGUUCGGUGAACGCGAAUAGAAGCGUGACGUGGGUGGAUUGGUCCAUAGGUGGUCCGCAUCCAGCUACGUAUGGGGCGGAUAAUAUCACGGAAGGGUUUCUACAAUCAAUAAGGAAGAACGAGACUGAUUGUCUUUAUAAUCAAGAGCCAACUUCUUUGUGCUUCCUUUUUGCUAGGAAGUUUGCUCCUAGUGCCUUAGCUCCUCUUAUGACCUUGAGCUCUACAGUGAUGGGGUUUUGAAGGAAAAAACAGCUGAUUUUUUCUCUCUUCAUCUUUCUACUUUUUAUAGAGAUGAGAUGAGAGAUUCUUCUACGAGACACAUACUUAGGACUUCUUUUGGUUAUGGUCACUUCUUUUUGUAUGUAGGAGUUUUGCUUCUGCCGACCUGCAGAGCUAAUAGCUAAUCUAGUUAUAGAUUACCAACAUCUAUUCUUUUUCAUCAACUUUUUUGGAAAAAUGAAAUUACAGUGCGAGAGUUUUCACUGAUA
Messenger RNA from Brassica oleracea var. oleracea, 1710 nucleotides. RefSeq lists its product as uncharacterized. The transcript has 2 exons. Gene Ontology annotation, cellular component: membrane. Gene Ontology annotation, molecular function: glycosyltransferase activity. Bases 227 to 1462 code for a protein of 411 amino acids. The record is from RefSeq and is a predicted model, not a curated record. Lineage: Eukaryota; Viridiplantae; Streptophyta; Magnoliopsida; Brassicales; Brassicaceae.